AUGGUGGACCGCACGGUCUAUGAUGCAGACAAGACCCCUGACCUGCCAUUGCGGCAAGUGCUCGGGCGACAGCGGGUGGCACCUGAUCUGUGCAAGUUAGCGGCCAAUGCUGGACUGCUCACAGUGGAGACCUUUGCUAUGCUCGGAGACGACAUUGCCUCGGUCAAGGCGACUCUCAAGAGCUUGGUCCCGGAUGUCACCUCCUUUGGCACAGAUGGACCUGCUCAGGAAUUGGCAUUGACCUCCUUGGCUGCAGUGUGGAAGACGUGCAGUACCAUGCAAGAUCAUUUUGCCGCUCGGCGGGCCAAGAUGGAAGAGGAUCCGUCAAAAGUGCCGGAGAUCCCUGGAGAAGACCAUGCCGAGUUCCGCGAGACCUUCGUCAAUCGCCACCCUGACGUUCUUUUGCCCCUCCAUCGGGAGCCACACCGCAAGUUCGUCGAGCGCGUCCAGCGAGACUACCUGGUGCAUGGUUUUGUUCAUUUUUACGAGGUGGGGGAAAUCCGCACCCGGAAUGAGCAGAUCGCCCAGAAGUCUGGCCUUUCCAAAAAUGCGGAAGACCUGCUGCGAGUGGUCAUGAUCGACCAACCAGCCGCGGCCAGUUCAGAGUCUCAGGUCAUGGACAAGCUCCACGCCUUCUUCAUCACGCUCGAGUACCUGAACAUUUGCGAGUUCACAGUCCAGGCGGGCCCUUUGAAGUACCUGGCUCAGCUCGAGGAGUGGCGGCAUGAGAAUCGCGGCCUUGCCCUUUUACUGGCAGUAGAUGCUUUGAUUCGCAAGAAGGUUCACCGGGUGAGCUCUGAUCAGCGGAAGCAGUUCACUACGUUCUCCGCGGCGCUCCUGGAGGUGCUCACCAACCACAAGCAAUUGUGGAACGAUGCUCGCUCCAGUGCCGAGCUCGACAAGUUCAAGCAGGCAACUUUGACACCAGCUCCGGUGACACCCAAGAAGCGACCUCGCUCAGGCUCACCUGACCCCCCUGCCUCCACCGCCGAAGCCAAGAAGAACAAAGCCCGCCGAGCUCGUCAGAAGAACCAGCUCCAGAAAGCCAAGGCCGUGCUUGCUGGGACCACUCCUCCAGCGAAGGAUGGUCUCUCGCCGCCUCCUGGGGAUUGGUCAGGUGAGGCUGGCACCGCGAAUGAUGGUCCGGCUGCCUUGGCGGCCGAUCGGACAGCGUUGCUGGGAGGGCAGCUCCAUUGGCCAGACUGGGAUCAGGUUUUGUCUGAUCGGACGGUCUUGGGCCGCUCGGGGCCUUUCUUCCUGGAGCUGUUCGCAGGUGAAGCGGGGAUCUCCGAUGCAGUGUUUGCGGCAGGAGUUCCUGUUCUACCUCCUGUAGAUGUGGUGCCUUCGGCUCGGGUGACAACCCCGCGCGACUUGCUCGAUGCCCUCUUUUGGCAGAAGAUUUUGGAAGUGAUCACCUUAGUUUGUUAUGGGAAACAGAGCUCCUUCGUCAGCUCGUGCGCCAAACUGGCAUUCGCUUUGGAUUGUGAUCAGUGCGCUUUUGGUACACCCUGGAUGAAGCCUACCCGCUUUGUGUGCUCUACGCAGCUGCUGGACGUUCUGUGCAUUCGGUGCCCUGGCACCCACAAACACGAGAAGCUCAAGGGCAAGGUGUGGGAUCCAGUGCAGCAGCGACUGGUGUUCAAGACCAAGCAAGCUCAGGUGUAUCCUUUCGUGCUCUGCGCUAGUGUCGCGGCACAGGUGUGCCACAUCUUUUUGCAGGAUUUUGUGCACUUGCAGCCGUCGUUUGGGCUCACUACCCCGAGCGGGGACCGCAAGCGUGCACUUGGUUCUGGCAAGCCGUGGGUUCGGCACCGGCAGGCCACGACGGCACAGAAAGCUCUUCAAGCGGGCUAUCAGCUGAAACGUGGCGCUUGCAAGCCUUUGCAUGAGGUGGAAAUGGAGCCUGGCGAGGCGAUCGCUUUUGCUCUUCGCCAAGUUCAUCCUUUUAGCCGUGCUGCGACUUUGCCACUGCCGCUGCAGGCGGCCAUCCAGCAGGUGACAGCCGAUCCGGCGCAGGUGGUUUUGUGGCGCGAGCGUGCUCUUUGUUUUUGGCAUGCUCGUGCUCUGGCAUUGUUGCCCAAGUCCAUCGAGCUCAUCAUGGCCCAACCUGAUGCGGCUCUUCGCCGUCUGUUGUUGGGCGCUGCUCAUCCUAAACAUGCUCGGUUGGGAGAAGUGUGUCAUGUUGCCCUCUAUGCAGAGAUGCUCGAGGCCAUUGGCUCGGUGGACACCCAUUUGCCGUCGCUUUUGCUGACCGGCUUCCCAAUCGUCGGGCCUAUUCAGGCCACCGGGCGAUGGCCUGCCUAUGAUAAGCCUCAGAAAGUUCUUCCGGUCCAACAUGCUCUUGACAGGGCCUGGGAGAUCCGGGCAAAGAUUGUUCAGCGUGUGAGAGGUGUUCCAGUCACGGAAAAUUUACAGAAGCUCUGGGACGCGACUUUGGAAGAUGUUGGCGAAGGCUCUUGCCUAGGUCCUUUUGUCUCUGAAGCUGAGGUUACGACGGUGCUCCAGCAGGAUGAUUGGAUCCCCACUCAGCGGUUCGAAGUAGUGCAAAAGAACAAGGUCAGAGGUUGUGAUAGUGCCACAACCAAUUUGAUCAACCAGAUCACCGAGAUCACGGAGAAGUUACAACUGCCUUCAACGGACUCGAAUGUUGCUGCUCUCCGGUCGCUCAUUACUGCUGCUCCAGAGCGUGAUUUGCAAGGCUGGGUGCUCGAUGAGAGAAAAGCAUACAGGCAGAUUGCAGUGAGACCAGAUCAGCGGAAAUUCUCUGUUAUUUGCCUCAAGUCCCCGUGCUCGGGCAAUCCAGAGUUCUUUGUGAUGGUUGGCCACUCUUUUGGGCUCGUGUCUGCAGUCUACAACUAUAACAGGAGAUCGGCGGCGAUCAAUGAGAUCCUAGUCUCCUUGUUCAAACUGGUCGCUUUCAGCUUCUACGAUGACAAGUAUGGCUUUGAGCCUGCAGUUUCGGCUCCCAGUGCUCGGCGUGUGGCAGAGUCCGUCCACUGGUGGCUAGGCGCUCGCUUUGAUCAAAAGAAACUGCAGCUCUCUCAGGCACCUACAGUUCUGGGAGUGACCUACAACUUGACCAAGUUGCAGCUCGAGAUCAAGGAGGAGAGGAAGAAGGAGUUGGUCGAAGAAAUCGACGCCAUUGUUAGCUCUGGCCUGCUCGACCCUGGUUCAGCGGGUAAGCUCAAAGGCAAGCUCAUGUUUGGUGCUUCGCAGUUGUGGGGAAAGAUCGGGCGUGCGUUCUUGCGACCCAUCUCGGAGCGCCAAUACUGGAAGUUCCCUCCUUCAGCAGAGUUCAACUUGGAUCGCCAGCUCGUGGAAUCGCUGACACAGUGGCGUAAGCUCGUUCUGGCGGGCCCGCCGCGCUCCAUCGAUCUGGCACGCGAGAAGCUGACUGAUGUGGUGAUCUUUACGGAUGGCUUCACACCAGACCCGAGAUCCAGUGAGUCCAGCCCGGACAGGCUUGUGGAUGCUGAUCUGAUUUUGCUCAUUGACUCUGAAGCUGUGGAGGGAGCCUUGAUCAAAGGCUACUCCAGUCGUGAAGACAUGUGCGGCAUCAUCUCUGUAUUCUGGGAGUUGGCACUUAAGCGAAGCAGCAGGUUGGUCUACUGUCCGCCCGAUUUGGCCUUCCAUGCUCAGAUAAGUGACCGUUCGCCCGUGUGCCAUUUUGGACUCAAAGAAGAGAUCAUCACAGCUCAGCGUGGUGCCAUUGCAGCACGCGAUGCUGAAGAGGCUGCCCGACAGGCAGUCAGUCGGGUGACUCAGAACAGGAUGCUACUGCCGCGCAUAGAGCCAUCGCUGCUGCACGUGGUGCUAGAGAGGCUGCACAGCGUGCAGACAAAACAAAGCACCUCCAUGAAGGUAGCCUCUACUUCCAGUGCGCCUGUAGCAUUGCCAACCAAAGAGGCGGACAUGUACAAAGGAGAGCGGAUGGCAGCACAAACUGCUGGCCUAUGCAUUCUCACCAUUUGCAUCGUGUUGGUCUGGUUCCAGAGCAACGCGUCCAGUGUCAAUCUUGAACCGCUUCGGCAUGCUUUGCUGCUGCUGCCGACAGAUCAGAUGCAAUCAUUAGCAUUUGCAAACCUUGAAACGACAAAGAUUUUUCGGGACCAACAUGGAGCAACACCAACGUGGGCCAACAGCCAUGAUCACCGUGAGCUCACGGUAUGGCCACCAUAG
This is a messenger RNA of Cladocopium goreaui, 4179 nucleotides long. The record is from the annotation of a GenBank genome assembly. NCBI's taxonomy places the organism in Eukaryota, Dinophyceae, Suessiales, Symbiodiniaceae.